AUGAACCCGCCACCGCCGGCCGUUCACCUCGCGAGCGCCGUUGGGCUCCCGCCGCCGGCCGCCGUGGCCCCUUCCUCCCACGCGCUCCUCCUCCGCCGCGCGCUCCUCACUCCCACCGUCGGCCGCCAUGGCCCCUCCCUCCCCGUCGGGCGUGCCGUCGUUCCCACCCCCAAUGCCGCCGGCACCACCUCAAGGCCGUUCGCCUCCACCGCCGGACUAGGCCGCCAUGGCCCCUCCCUCCCACACCCGCCGGCCGCCGUGGCCCCUCCCUCCCCGUGCUCUGAUGGCUACUGCUCCGAGCUCGUCGUGGAACCUGGGUGCCGUACCCGCAGCGGUGGUGGCCGCCCGCGCCGCGGCAAGCUCCUGGCUCGGCUUCGGGCUAACACGCAGGGCGGCAUGCACGAAUGCAGUGUGCGCCUCGAGCGGCAGGCCGGCCAUGACCAUCCUCUGCGCAUGGAGGUGGUGGUAGGCCGUAGCCGAGGACGAGGACGCCAAAGCCUGGCCAACUAUUUGCAUCGUCAUUAUCUGCGGCGGUGA
Molecule: messenger RNA, 537 nt
Organism: Setaria italica (foxtail millet)
Lineage: Eukaryota; Viridiplantae; Streptophyta; Magnoliopsida; Poales; Poaceae
Product: oleosin-B6-like
Exons: 1
Coding region: 1-537 (178 amino acids)
Source: RefSeq, a predicted model, not a curated record